GACUCUUGGAAGGGUAACACCCAGUUAGAGAGAACGAAACCUCUUUUUCCUGUGAAGUAGCCAUGGCUGUUUCCAAAGAUCCCUUUAAAGGUCUCUCUGAGGAAGCCACUUGUCCUGUUUGCUUGGACUAUUUCAAGGAUCCAGUGAUCAUUACAAACUGUGGGCAUCAUUUCUGCAGGGCUUGCCUGCUCCGAUGUUUUAGGAGACGGGAUGCCAAGGCUUCCUGCCCCCAGUGCAGAACGCCUUUCAAGCGAAGCAGCCUCCUGCCCAACCGACAACUGGCUAACGUUGUAGAAAUAGCUAAGGAAUUUAGUGGCCAGCAAGGAGAGAAGAGGCCAAGAGUAGAAGAAAGCGUGAAAGUGUGUGAGAAACACCAAAAGCCCCUGAAGCUCUUCUGUAAGGCUGAUGAAACCUCCAUUUGUGAGGUGUGUGGCCUCUCCAAAGAGCACCAAGAUCACGAAGUGGUUCCUGUGGAAGAUGCUUUCCAAGAGUACAAGGUUCAAGUCUGGAAUUGCCUACAGACUCUGAAGAAGGAGAGAGAGAAAAUCCUGGGAUACAAAGCAGAAACAGAAAAGGAAAGUCAAGACUGGCUUAUACGAACAGAAGCAGAGAUGGGAAAGACAGUGGCCAAAUUCAGAGAAUUACGCCAUUUUCUGAAAGCACAAGAGUCCUUUCUGGUGGCCCAGAUGGAAGAUGUGAAGAAUGAGAUCGCAAGAAGAAGGGAGGAGCACAUGACUCAGUUCUCCAAGGAAUUAUCAUCUCUUGAAACUCUAAUCUGGGAAAUAGCAGAAAAGCACCAACAACCAGCAAGUGAAUUCUUCCAGGAUAUUCGAACUACCUUGCAGAGGUGUGAAAAGAAAGAGACGUUCAAGGAUCCUGUGGUUUUAACAACUGCCUUGAAGUGGCAGGUCUGGGAAUUUUGUGAUUUAAAUCCAUUUUUGGAUAAUGUCAUCAAGGGAUUCACAGGCACUCUGACAUCUGGAUUUCAACUGCAAAAAGCAAAGGUGACUCUGGAUCCAGACACAGCCCAUCGCAAUCUCAUUCUGUCUGAAGACUGUCAAAGUGUGAAAUACGAAGACAACCCUCAAGUUGUGCCGGACAGUCCUGAGAGGUUUGAUCUGCUUGCGUCCAUCUUGGGCUGUCAUGGAUUCACAAGAGGCAGACAUUUCUGGGAAGUCGAUGUGGGCAGUGAGGAUGGAUGGGCUGUAGGGGUGGCCAGAAAGUCUGUGGGGAGGAAGGGAGUCAUAACCUGUAACCCCAUGGAAGGGAUAUGGGAGAUGUGGAAGUGGGAAAGAGACUACCUAGAGUCCUAUGCCGGCCCUCCUAUCCCGGUUCAGGCCCUGAAGAAGGAGCCCAGGAGGAUUCGAGUGACUCUGAACUAUGAAGGGGGCCGGGUGGCCUUCUAUGAUGCUGAGACGGCAGCCUUGAUCUUUGAAUACCCACCAGCCUCUUUCUUUGGAGAGACCCUCCUCCCCUUCUUUUAUGCAUUCAAUAAAGCCCACCUCACACUCUGUCCAUAAGGAUGGAGAAGAGAUCAGCUUCCAUAAGCUGGCUAUGGUUGUGUCAAAGAGGGAAUCCCCUCGACAAUGGACAAAAAGCACUGAAUCAGUUUUUACUUAUAGAUAAGACUGCCACAUUCUUGAUCAGAAAGCAGAAGGUAGUGAGAAACCUGUCUUUUAUAUCCUCUCCUGACCUUCUGCCGGAAGGGGAUUUUGGAUUUUGUUGUACUUUGCUGCUUGGCCAACACAGCUACUGCUGGAUGUGUUUUCUGGAUUUUAAGAUACCAAAUUUAGCUGCAACAAGAGCAUCCUUAGGACUGGAGCAUGGCUUUGGUGUGGCUUCUGGCCUCUUAGGACGCAUGCAUUAAACAGCAUACAUCCAAUGUGACCGGAAGCAGCUUUAUUUUGGCCUGUCUGUUUGGGCCCCUUGAGAACUUAAAUAGUCUUUGCCUAAGAAAUGGACAGUUAACUUCACACAAGAUGAGGACAGCGGGAUCUCAAGAGAAGUUCCUUAGCAACAUCCCUGCUUCACUUUCGGCAGCAGAUAAAAAUAUUUUUAUGCCUCUAAGCUUUCUCAUACUGACAUGGGUGCUGUAUAAGAUUGUAUAAGAGUUUUAUAUAGAGUUUUAAAAUUUUAAUAUGUCCUGUUUUUAACUUUUUUUAAAAAAAAAGUGGUUUAAACUUUGUAUUUUAAAAACCUUUUAUUAUUUUAACCUGGACUGUUUUAAAUUUUGUCAGACGCCUUGAGUCCCUAUACUGGGAGGAAGGCAGGAUAUAAAUGAAUAUAAUAAUAAUAAUAAUAAUAAUAAUAAUAAUAAUAAUAAUAAUAAUAACCCACCUGUCACCAUCCUGUGUGAAGCUUGCCAUUUUAUUGCCUGUCUUUUAUUGUCCGUUGUCCUCUGUCUUUACAUGGCUAAUAAAGGGAGUGGCCUCUGCUGCAUCGAAAUCCCUCAAUACCAUCUUGACUGAAACAUCUCAGAUAGAAUGUAGGCCUGUAACAUUGUCACCAUUUCCCUCCUGUAUGAUUUUUGACAUCUUUGCUAAUGAAGAAGGUAGUGAAUCUUUGAAAGCUUGCAUCAUGUAUUUUAUGCUUUGGCGAGGGGUCCAACGUUUUGUAUUUUGUUACAGUAUAUUUUGCUGCUUGGCCAACAUGGGCAACCCAAAUAUGUUCCCAUUUCAUCCGUGACCAUCUUCGCUCUCACAAAAGAGCAGCUGCUGGAUUUUUUCCUCCAAGGGGAUUCCUAUGCAAGCCUGCCUAAACUUUACAAUCUGUGGAGCAAGCCAUUGUCUUGGUUCUGCCAUCUUCACAAACUCAUCUGGCAGCAAGACUAAGGGCUUUCUUGGUGGCUGCUCUCAGGUUUUGGAAUGCCUUCCUUGGGGAAGCCAGGAUAGCUCCUCCUUUGCUGUGAAUGAGCAAAUGAAUACUUUCCUAUUCCUGUAGGCUUUUGGAAGCCGGCUGGAAAGGCAUUAAACAGUGUGCUGUCCCAAUGAUUUUAAAAUCUUUUUUGGUCUUUCUAAUUGACAAUUGCACAAUGGUUUUAAUUCUGUGGAUAGUUUAUGUUACAUUGAUUUGAAAAAGGCCGCCUUGUGUCCCUAUAUUGGGAGAAAGGCAGGAUAUAAGAAAAUAAAAAUAAGUUAAUUGAACAAAA
Messenger RNA from Sceloporus undulatus (fence lizard), 3148 nucleotides. RefSeq names its product zinc finger protein RFP-like. The coding region runs from base 63 to 1520 and encodes 485 amino acids. The transcript has 7 exons. The record is from RefSeq and is a predicted model, not a curated record. NCBI's taxonomy places the organism in Eukaryota, Metazoa, Chordata, Lepidosauria, Squamata, Phrynosomatidae. Gene Ontology annotation, molecular function: protein binding; zinc ion binding.